AUGUCGGAAGCAACCUUUGCCAAGACGUUUCUCACCACGCUCGACGCGCGCCCGGCCAAGAUCUCAGCGGACCACGUCGAAGAUGCGCGCAACUUUCCCGCCCGUCCUCCCUACAUCCUCCCCCGCAUGCCCACCGAGAUGAGCAAGCCCCAAUCCAGCAGCGACACCGCCACCGGCGGCGGCGGCGGCGCCGUCCCGGGCCAGGAGCGCAGCGUGACGGUGACGCUGCGCUCGCUGCGCAACCCGCCCCUCGACAUCAAGCUCGCCGCGCAGCCGCUCGGCACCUCGCUCCUCGACGUCAAGCAGGCCGUCGCCUCGCGCGCCCGCAUCCCCGUCGACAAGCUCAAGAUCCUCUACAACAAGCGGCCGCUCCCCGACAGCAAGAUCCUCGGCGAGGUGCUCGGGGACGACUUCGCCAAGGCGGCCGUCGAGUUCAGCGUCAUGGUGGUGGGCGGCGCGGCGGCGGUGCUGCAGCAGCAGCAGCCGAUGGACGUGGACGACGAGGGGCGGAGGAGCGACAGGGUGCGGACGGCGAAGAAGGGCGAGGCGGCAGUGGAGCAGGACCAGUUCUGGGAGGACCUGAACGGGUUCCUGAUGCAGAGGGUCAAGGACGAGGACACGGCGGCGGAGCUGACGACGGUGUUUAAGAAUGCGUGGGAGUCGCACAAGGCGGCGCCGUAA
Messenger RNA from Akanthomyces muscarius, 681 nucleotides. RefSeq lists its product as uncharacterized. The transcript is spliced from 2 exons. The record is from RefSeq and is a predicted model, not a curated record. NCBI's taxonomy places the organism in Eukaryota, Fungi, Ascomycota, Sordariomycetes, Hypocreales, Cordycipitaceae. Bases 1 to 681 code for a protein of 226 amino acids. Gene Ontology annotation, molecular function: protein binding.